AUGGCUAUGGAGAUUCAUCAUGAAAAAAAUCUGUGCUCUUGUGAGAUUCAGGCAAAGGAACAAGUAGCAAACAGGGUUAAUGGGGUUCGAGUUUUAGGGAAUCAACUUUUGGUGGAGUUUGAGUAUGAAGUGGAGCACCACUAUUUCAAUAUCUCAUCGGAAACUUUACAUUCAACUCUUCUAUACAAAACUCAAGAAAACAAUGGCAAAGCAACAUUCCGUUGCGAUAUCAGCCGGUUGAAGGAUUCCACUUUCAUUCACAAAGCUGUUUCUGCAAAGCUUUCCUCCUUACAAAUCCACUCGCAGUUCCAUGGCGAAAUCGCAAAGGAGAUCAUCAAAUAUGCUAGGAAAAGCAUUCACCGCUCCUUCUAUGACAACGAUCGCUCUUUCUUUACCUUGUUUGCCAAGGUAACAAGAACCCACAAUAUGUACCGUUGCGAAAGGUGUUUGGAGUUGCAGGCUAUGGAGAAUUCAAUGGUGGAGCUGCAAAGGAGGAACUGUGGAAUGGUACCGGCCAAGAAAUCAUCGGUUGAGAAGCUGUUAAAGAGGGUUAGGGUUGUGGCGGCAGAGGAAGAGGACGAGGAAGAAGAGAAGUACAGUCGAAAGAGGAAGAUGAGAAGAUGUGUUGGUGAAAACAAGACAUGCACAAUAUGUCUUGCAGAGUUUGGUGCUGGUGAUGGAGAUGGAGAUGGAGAUAUGUCACGAGCUUCUUGCAUGCCAUGCUUGCAUGUGUUUCAUGAAGACUGCAUACGAACUUGGUUGGAUAACAGUCAUUACUGUCCGGUUUGCCGAUUUGAGAUGCCCACUGAUUCAAGAACAUAA
Ziziphus jujuba (common jujube) is the source of this 822-nucleotide messenger RNA. RefSeq lists its product as uncharacterized. NCBI's taxonomy places the organism in Eukaryota, Viridiplantae, Streptophyta, Magnoliopsida, Rosales, Rhamnaceae. The coding region runs from base 1 to 822 and encodes 273 amino acids. The transcript has a single exon. Gene Ontology annotation, molecular function: zinc ion binding; ubiquitin protein ligase activity. The record is from RefSeq and is a predicted model, not a curated record. Gene Ontology annotation, biological process: protein ubiquitination. Gene Ontology annotation, cellular component: cytoplasm.